Bombyx mandarina (wild silkworm) is the source of this 1778-nucleotide messenger RNA. RefSeq names its product L-dopachrome tautomerase yellow-f2-like. The record is from RefSeq and is a predicted model, not a curated record. NCBI's taxonomy places the organism in Eukaryota, Metazoa, Arthropoda, Insecta, Lepidoptera, Bombycidae.
UCAAAACGUGUGUCGCUUAAAAUGUUCAUUAAAAUUUAUUUCCUGAUUAAUUCAAUAGUUUUGUUUAAUCAAAUUUAUUGUGUGUAUUUCCAAUUUGAGCGUGAAAAUCAUUGGAAUCUAUUUGGAUAUGAUAUUGACGGGGUAAAAUAUACGAGUGAUUCAGAUUACGAACAAAAGGUCGGAGCGAUUCACUUCGAAAAUGAAGCUUUAAAAGACCAUGAAAAAUUUCUCAUCCAGAAAAACUUAGUCCCAUACGGUACAGUCUAUUUCUUUUACGACCAAAUCGUGACUAUACCAAGGACUAGACCAGGUAUACCUUUCACUGUAAACAUUAUGAAUACACUGAAUCACAGAAAAAAUAAUUACAGUCCUCUCCUCAGUCCUUUUCCGAAUACUCAGGAAGCGAAGAAUAUAGUUUCAGUAUAUGACAUCGUCAUAGAUGGAUGCCGGAGACUCUGGAUGGUCGAUACAGGGUUCAAUGAUGUUCCUGGUGACAGAAGACAGAUUCAAGCACCAACAGUAACCAUAUUAUUAGUGAGCAUUAAUAAAUACGUGGUUUACCAAAAAAUACGCAUAGAUCCAGAAGUACUUCGGAAUGGAGUAACAUCAGGUCUUAGAACCAUCGCCAUAGACUACAUCUUACCUUGUUCGGAGACCUUUAUGUACAUAAAUGAUGACAGCAGUAACGCUGUUAUCGUCUUUUCGCUGAGGAACAAGAGCUUUCAGAGGAUCGUCAGAUCGAAUGCAAAUGACGAAGCGUGGAGCUUUCCUGUACCAAAAUCAAUUGUAAAUUACAUGACGAACGUGGUCAGGUACCGACAGCCCCCGAACGAGACGUUUAUACAGUAUUCAGAUUUACUGAAAACAACAAUUGCCGAUCGGGAGAAGUUACGCUCUGAUGCGGAACUAAGCGAACCCAAAGCCAAUCCCCGAGGGGUGUUGUAUGAAAGAAAUGUAGACAGCAACGUUUUAUUUUUCACAAACGAAGAACGCACGCUUCUAUUUUGUUGGAACGCGGACACACCCAUGGUAGAAGAGAAUGUAGCAUUGCUCACCGACAUAUCGUCGAACAACGAUUUUUAUAUAUCCGGAAUGGAAACUUCCGGAUAUGUCUUUAAAUUCCUGGUCAACAGGAUACGGAAUAUCGAUAAUAAUAUUUAUAAUGAACAAGCAAUCAAUUUCGCUAAUUAUAAGGUCCUAGUUCUCGAAAUGCUGCAGAAUACAACGUGCUCCGCAAGAACUGAGUGUUCCAACUUCCUCGACCAGUGGAACAAGGAAAGCUCAAAUUAUGUCAUGAGUGACAUCAAAUAUUACGCUAAAUACAUAACGGAUGAAUUCAAAUCAGAUUGGAAGAGAGACGUAGAGGCUAUUUGGGCCCAAUUGUAAUUUAAUUUAGUAGUUAUAUAAUAGAUAAUUUGGGAAAGUUAUUAAAAACAUAAUAUUGCAAACGAACUAGAAUUGUAAUGUUCAGAUUCUAUGUCAAUAUCUCGCAAGCUAAAUCCUACCUAUAUAUGACUUGUACACCUACAUAAUGACGUAAAGGUUUAUUUCUUUAUGGUUAAAAAUAUUGUCUUUUUCGUUUCAUUGAAUUUUAAUUCAAAUUUACACUUAAGAAUAAAAUAUCCAAGCAUCAAAGUACAUAGUAAUAUUGAGAAUGGCGCUAGUGAAGGUUCCAGAAUAGCCAUCACAUUAUUGUUUUAUACCUUAGAUUUAAAAAGUGACAAAUAGCUAAAUACCUUAAGAUUUCUUUAUGAAUUUAAUAAAUAAAGUUGGCCUAA